UUAUCCGUGCUAAGUAUCAAAUGACGUCACUUAAUCAUGGCGUCUGUGUUAUUGAGGGAGAAUGAUGUGCCUGGGUUUUCAUUUGAAAAUUGCCAAAGGAAUGCCUUUCUUGCAAGUAAGGGAUUUCCUGCACCCAGAGCGGUGAAGACAGGGACAACAAUCGUCGGAAUAUUAUACAAAGAUGGUGUAAUCCUUGGAGCUGAUACUAGGGCUACAGAGGAUACUAUUGUAUCUGAUAAGAACUGUUCCAAAAUUCAUUAUUUAUCUGAAAACAUAUACUGUUGUGGUGCUGGUACAGCAGCUGAUACAGAGAUGACAACUCAACUGAUUUCAUCUCAAUUAGAACUACAUCGACUAAACACAGGAAGAAUUGUUCCUGUUGUUACUGCAAACAAAAUGCUAAUGCAGAUGUUGUUCCGUUAUCAGGGCUACAUAGGAGCUGCUCUUGUCCUGGGUGGAGUUGACAACACUGGUCCACAUCUGUACUGUAUCUACCCACAUGGAUCAUCUGAUAAACUGCCCUAUACCACUAUGGGCUCUGGUUCUCUUGCUGCAAUGGCUGUGUUCGAGUCCAGGUGGAAGCCAAAUAUGAAUGAGGAGGAGGGUAAACAGCUGGUUAGGAAUGCUGUUGCAGCAGGUAUCUUCAAUGAUCUUGGAUCAGGCAGCAAUGUGGACAUCUGUGUUAUCCGUAAAGGCUCUGUGGAUUACCUCCGGCCUUUUGAUGAAGCAAAUAUCAAGGGAAAGAGGCAAGCAUCAUACCAUUACAAGAGAGGUACUACAGCCAUAUUAACCAGCAAGACUGUGCCUAUAGAUAUUGAAGAGGUGUCAGUACGCACAAUUGAGCCAGCUGAAUCAAUGGACAUAUCCACUUAAUCUUGAGAUCAUAGAAGAAACAGAAUUACUAAUUCUUUGCUAUGGGAUGUAUCUCUCUCUCUUUGAGGCAUUUGACCACUUAAUAAAGCUCUUCACAAAUUA
Molecule: messenger RNA, 975 nt
Organism: Cryptotermes secundus
Lineage: Eukaryota; Metazoa; Arthropoda; Insecta; Blattodea; Kalotermitidae
Gene: Prosbeta2
Product: proteasome subunit beta type-7
Exons: 5
Coding region: 37-873 (278 amino acids)
Cellular component (GO): proteasome core complex
Molecular function (GO): threonine-type endopeptidase activity
Source: RefSeq, a predicted model, not a curated record